Messenger RNA from Aphis gossypii (cotton aphid), 1465 nucleotides. Its product is annotated as homeodomain-only protein-like. The coding region runs from base 567 to 794 and encodes 75 amino acids. NCBI's taxonomy places the organism in Eukaryota, Metazoa, Arthropoda, Insecta, Hemiptera, Aphididae. The record is from RefSeq and is a predicted model, not a curated record. The transcript is spliced from 3 exons. Gene Ontology annotation, molecular function: DNA binding.
CUCGCGCGCGCAUUAUGUUCCGAGACUAUGAUACGUCUUGUACAUAGUUUAUAAUUUUAUAUACCUUAAACCGCCGCGGCUGUCCGUCCAGAGCGGUCCGUGCACGCGAGUCUGUCGGCUUGCCAAAUUUUUCGAACGCGCUUGCGGGCCAGAAAAAAAUAUUUACAACGGUCGAAUAUUUGAUCGAUUGCGGUACAAAUUUUUACGACAAUAAGUCAGCAUACGUUUUUAAUACUGUGAUCGUAACUCAUAGAUCAUAAUCUUGUAUACAAUAGGUACAUUGCAUUUUGUCGUUUUCCACAUUUCGGUUUUACUUAGCGUGCGCAUUUCAAUCGACAUUAAUAAUAAUUAUAAAUAUCGUUUGCGAAAUCAUAAUUUAUCGUAAUCGCGUCACCGCAGAAAAAUUGACAGGAAAAUUGCGCGCGGAUUUCGAACUCAGUACGUCGUCGUCCGCCGUCGGGAUUCAUUCGAAACCGCUUUCGUAAAGUUUUUAUUACGCCAACCGAAGAUCUCCUCGACUGCACAUCCUCUCAAUCUUCAAGCAUAAUAUAGACAGUAGUUUCGCUAUGGAUUUUUCUAACAAAAUUGGAAAUGACAAUACACCACUUUCUGACGAAGUUUUGGAAGUUCUCGAGUCUCAAUUUAAUAAAGUCAAAACUCUUCAUUCUACUGAUUUAGAGAUUAUUGCAGCUGAGUUGGGUGUCAGAGAUUGUGAUGUUAAGAUGUGGUAUACCAAUCGUUUGGCGGCAUGGAGAAGGAGCCAAGGACUUUCAGAUUGUUUUGGGCAAUUGUGAAUUUAAAAACACACCAACAAUAAAUUAUAAUUACUAUAUUGUUUAAGUCAAAGUUUGUUAUGCAUAAUAUAUUAUUAUAAUAGUUAUUUUACGAUUUAUAUUAUGAAAUUCGGUAAAGUUGCAAACCUAUUUUGUUUUUGUAUUUUAUUUAGUUGUUAUUAGCACUCAUUGUUUUAUUUUGACUAUUUUGACUAUUUUAUGAAUAUUAUUACUAUUGUUAUUAUUUUACACUCACCGAACUUUAAAUCAUGAAUGUAUUUAUAAUAAUAUAUAUUAUGUAAAUUAAAAAAAAAAAAACAUUAAUUAUUAUUAUUUAUUUCAAUUACAUUCACAUUAAUUAAUGUAAUGAUAUAUAAAUCGAAAUUAUUACUUUACAGCACGUUGUUUAAUUAAAAUGAAGAUGCAUAACUUUUCAAAAUAUUGUCCGUGAUUUGCAAUAUUCUACAUUUCAAUUAAACCAUGUGGCAUAUGGUAUUUUAUGAGUUUAAACUUCGUAUCACUCGUGUUUAUUUAUACUUACCUUACGUAAUUGUAAUAAUUUUAUUUUAAUCAAUUAUGUAAUACAUAACAGACGAAUUAGAUUUAGAAUGACGAUUCUCGUAAAGUACCUCGUAAAACUAAACUAUAUAAUAAUUGUUUUAUAAAUAAAAAGUUUCUUUUAUUUAAAUGAA